UGCUGCUGCUGCUGCUGCUGCUGCUUGUCGUGGCGGCGGGGCCGGGCUCGGGAUGAGCUGGAAGGUGCGGUGGGGCCCUACCCCAGAGCGGUCGCCCCCGGGCGACGGGGACCAGUCGCCUCCCCCUUCGCUCUCACCUCCCGGGGCGGUGUCACCGAAGUCUCCCCCGGCCUCCUUUUCUUGCACCACCCCAGUCUCAGCCCCAGGCGGGGGCCUAUUUGCUUGGGUGCGGGAGCGGGGCCUGGGCCAUGGGGGCCGCUGCGUGGAGCCGGCGAGGGACACGUUCCGGGCCAUGACGGGGCUCUAUGGUGCUAUCCAGCCUGCCGAUUCGGUGUCCCCCAUCACCCGCACCCACGGCGCUGUUUUCAACCUGGAGUACUCCCCUGGCGGGUCAGUGCUAACUGUUGCUUGUGAACAGACAGAAGUCCUGCUGUUUGAUCCCAUCUCUUCAAAGCACAUCAAAACCCUUUCCACUGCUCAUGAGGAUUGUGUAAAUAAUAUCAGGUUUCUUGAUAACAGAUUGUUUGCAACUUGCUCCGAUGACACUACCGUAGCCCUCUGGGAUCUGAGGAAGCUAGAUUCAAAAGUGUGCACUUUACAUGGUCACACCAGCUGGGUGAAGAACAUUGAAUAUGACACUAACACAAGAUUGCUGGUAACAUCAGGAUUUGAUGGAAAUGUCAUCAUUUGGGAUACCAACAGGUGCACAGAAGAUGGAUGUCCUCACAAGAAGUUCUUUCACACCCGCUUUCUCAUGCGCAUGAGAUUGACUCCAGACUGUUCCAAAAUGUUGAUCUCCACUUCUUCUGGGUAUCUCCUGAUCUUGCAUGAUCUUGACUUGACCAAAUCUUUAGAAGUUGUCAGUUAUCCCAUUCUAAGAGCCAGGAGAACCACAUCAAAUUCUGAUCUGGCAUCCGUCACUUCAUCUGGUCCUAGAAGUGCUGGAUCACCAGGGCGGCAAGGAGAUUCAAGCCCACUUACUGAGAAACAUACAGUACGAGUGGCCCAGCGAGAAGGUGGAUCUCCACGUAAUAGUCUUGAGGUUUUAACCCCAGAGGUUCCUGGUGAGAGGGAUCGGGGAAACUGCAUUACAUCACUGCAGCUCCAUCCCAAAGGAUGGGCUACACUUCUUCGAUGUUCAAGUAACACUGAUGAUCAAGAGUGGACCUGUGUUUAUGAAUUCCAAGAAGGAGCACCAGUGCGGCCAGUUUCCCCUCGCUGUUCCCUCCGAUUGACUCAUUGCAUCGAAGAAGCCAACGUUGGCCAGGGCUAUAUUAAAGAACUCUGUUUCAGUCCAGAUGGUCGAAUGAUCUCCUCCCCACAUGGCUAUGGAAUCCGCUUGUUGGGGUUUGACACCCAGUGCAGCGAACUGAUCGACUGCUUGCCCAAAGAAGCUGCCCCCUUGCAAGAGAUCCGCUCGCUCUAUUCACAUGGCGAUGUGGUUCUGACUACCAAGUUCUCUCCAACGCACUGUCAGAUUGCCUCUGGGUGCCUUAGCGGUCGUGUUUCUUUAUAUCAGCCAAAGUUCUAGGCUCCUCUUGCCUUCAGAGGAACAUCUCUCUUUUUUUUAACUACUUCAGUUUAGUUGGAGUGUUUGCUUUUUAAAAAAAAAUCUUGUAAAUUUGGACAAGUACGGAAUUAAUCUUGGGCUGAAAACUGAUCCAAGUCCAGUCCUUUAUGUGUGCUGUGACUCUGAAUUUGCACAUUAGACUUUUGUGUACAUUCUUUCUCUCUGCUCCUGGUAAUUCCAUCUGUAUUUGGAUGUAGCUUGGUAGCACUUGUAAGCCUUGUCUUUCUAUGUGACUCUUUGUGCAAGAUGUUGGAUGGGCUUGAAAGGAGGGGAAACAGUCAGCCAACACCUGUCUGCUGCUUUGUAUCAAAGGAGCUGGACAUCAGCUCACUUGGCUUCCUUGAUUUCUGGAUUUUGCUGUAUGUUUUCUUCUAAGUAAUAGAGCACUUUCUUGCACACCAGAUUAAUUAUAGCCAGCAUUUACAUUAUUUUUUCGUGAACAACUAAACAGACUGUUAUCACUACUUUUUAGUCUUUUUCCAUUGUGGUUCAGUUUGUAGGCUGGUACUCUGAAGAACUGUGCAGUGUUAAUUACCACUCUCUGCUCCCACACACAGACCUCUCUCAUCUAGGACCUUCAUUGACUUUCUGGAGAACGUUUAUUAGGAGCUGAAUAACUUAACAUCUUGCUUUCUCAAAUUUCUCUUAAAGGAGCAUCUUCUAUAAUAUUAUUGGACAUAGAUUGGAGAGUGAAGUAUGCACCCAACCACGUAUAUUUACAAUCCAGCGGGAAAUUCUCCUGCGCAAACCUCAGUGAAAUGAGUAGGAGCUUGUAAGCAAACAAGCUCUGGUGGAGCUUUAAAUGAACCUUCUGUUCAUUUAAAAGAGGCUGGUGCUGGGGAACAUCAAGAAGCUUUGUGUCCUCUCUCUUGUGAUGGGUUUCAUCGCAACAAAGGACUUUGAAAUUGAAUAAAAUCUUUUUUUAAGUGUCAAAUUUUAAA
Messenger RNA from Candoia aspera, 2511 nucleotides. It is a transcript of the gene DCAF10, whose product is annotated as DDB1 and CUL4 associated factor 10. The coding region runs from base 53 to 1531 and encodes 492 amino acids. Gene Ontology annotation, molecular function: protein binding. Gene Ontology annotation, cellular component: Cul4-RING E3 ubiquitin ligase complex. The transcript has 7 exons. The record is from RefSeq and is a predicted model, not a curated record. NCBI's taxonomy places the organism in Eukaryota, Metazoa, Chordata, Lepidosauria, Squamata, Candoiidae.